AUACGUUACACGUUUACAAGUGGUUCACCUGUUUAUAAUAUUUGCCCCAUUUCUUCAGCAACGCGCUCAAUUCUUUUAUCGUUAAAAAUAUAUAUAAUGGCUGGGAAAUGUAGAAAAUGUGUCGGUUUGUUUCGACAGAAUUUGUUAGUUAUACUUACUCUUGUCGGCGUCGGAAUUGGAUUUGUGAUUGGAUUUGCAAUACAACAGGCGUCGGCAAGUGGGAUAAUGUGGAUAGGAAUGGCUGGGGAAUUGUACAUUCGAAUGUUGAAGAUGAUGAUUGUGCCGCUUGUGAUAUGCAGUGUCAUUUCUGGGACGGCUAAGAUGGAUCCGAGGUCUAACGGCAAAGUGAGUGGAAUAUCGUUGGCGUACAUCAUGAUAACUAACCUUUUACCUGUCAUUUUAGCAACGGUUCUUUCUCUCAUUAUCAGACCAGGUGAUGGUGUUAAGGCAGGGAUAGAUUUGUCAAAAUUCGAAACUGAUAUCAUGGAAACAGAAGACAUAUUUGCUGAUCUUCUCAGGAAUAUAGUGCCGGACAAUUUGAUAGCAUCAUGUUUCCAGCAGACACAAACGAAGUAUAAGUUUGAAGACAAGACAAUCGUAGUCAACAAUGGAACGCAUAAUGUAACAACAACAGUCAAAGAACUGUCCAAGAAGUAUUUGGGGGCAGCAGGUUCAACGAAUAUUCUUGGCUUGAUCAUAGUCAGUGCUAUAUUUGGGGUUGCCGCGGCAGCAAUGCAGGAACACGGAGAGGCGUUUCUUUCCUUCUUCCGGUCAGCAACAGACAUCAUCAUCAAAAUACUUCGAGUGCUCAUCUGGGCCACACCAGUCGGCGUUGCGAGCCUCAUUGCUAAGGUAAUCAUCAGUACACCAGAUGUAGAGGAGACAUUUAGGAAGCUAGGACUGUACUUUGUGACAGUGAUGGUUGGCCUGGUGAUCUGGGGUUUUAUGAUUGUUCCAGCAAUAUUCUUCGCCGCGCGACGGACCAAUCCAUUUCGCUUCAUCGCAACGAUAAUGCCUUCAAUUAUGAUUGUAUUUGCAACAGGAAGCACUGUUAUAGCGCUUCCAGAGAGUUUUCACAGCCUUGAGAGCAAGAAUCAUGUUGACAGCCGGAUCUCCCGUUUUGUGGCCCCACUGGCAGCUACUAUAGGACGUGCCGGUAGCGCCCUCUACAUCUCAUCCUCGUGCAUCUUCAUCAUUCAAAUGCUUGGACGAGACGCCAAUGCAGCUGACAUUAUUUCAAUCAUAUUGCUGACAUGGAUUUCAGCUCUAGCAAUUCCCUCAGUGACAGGUGCGAGUCUUGUAACUGUGCUCAUACUUCUUACAGCACUGAACAUACCGGGAGAGGCCGCCGCUAUGCUCUUCGCUCUAGAGUUCUUCCUGGACCGAUCUCGCAGUGUUGUUAAUCUGAACACUCAGCUAACAGGAGCCAUAGUAACAGAUACAUUUUUCGGGGAUCUUUCAUCACUUUCACCAGAGGUUUUAGAACCGGCAGAACAGAAUCAUCUUAUGAAGGAAACUGCGAACAAAGACACUACAAACAUAUAAUUACUUCUUUGUAACCAGCGAAAAGCUACAGACAUUUAAUAAUGUAUCUGCCACGGAGAACAUUCUUUCUUUGAAUAUACUACCAUUUUUAUCUAUAUGAACAUUAUGAAUACACUGGAAAACUAAA
Molecule: messenger RNA, 1672 nt
Organism: Mercenaria mercenaria
Lineage: Eukaryota; Metazoa; Mollusca; Bivalvia; Venerida; Veneridae
Product: excitatory amino acid transporter 2-like
Exons: 11
Coding region: 97-1545 (482 amino acids)
Biological process (GO): L-glutamate transmembrane transport
Cellular component (GO): plasma membrane
Molecular function (GO): glutamate:sodium symporter activity; L-glutamate transmembrane transporter activity; neutral L-amino acid transmembrane transporter activity
Source: RefSeq, a predicted model, not a curated record